This is a messenger RNA of Nicotiana tabacum (common tobacco), 1569 nucleotides long. RefSeq names its product ethylene-response factor C3-like. Lineage: Eukaryota; Viridiplantae; Streptophyta; Magnoliopsida; Solanales; Solanaceae. The record is from RefSeq and is a predicted model, not a curated record. Gene Ontology annotation, biological process: regulation of DNA-templated transcription; ethylene-activated signaling pathway. Gene Ontology annotation, molecular function: DNA-binding transcription factor activity; DNA binding.
UACUUAAAACUACAAGUUUUGCAGAGAUUAUUAAUAUAUUUCAUACGUCUUUCUUUCUUUUUUAAAUAUACCGUGUCCGUGCUCAAUCGGUCACUAAAAGGGCAGCCUGGUGCACUAAUUAAGCUCCCGCUAAUAGUGUCACACGUCUUUCUUUCUUUUUUAAACAUAUUGUCCAUGCUCAAUCGGUCACUAAAAAGGCAGCUCGAUGCACUAAAUUCCCGUUAUACGCGAGGUCCGAGGAAAGGGAGAACCAGAAAGAUUUAGUAUUCGUGCUCAAUCAGUCACUACUAUAUAAAUAUAAAAUAAAAAGAAGGAUUACUCUUUUUCUCCUCAAUACUCUCUUAUAUACUCCAUAUAAAAGUCACAUUAGCUAUUCAAGAACUUUGAGACUCUCUUGACAACCAAAAACACAAAAAGAUGUCAAGUAACUCAAGCCCACUAGAAAUAGACACUUCAUUUUCACAUUCCAACUUCUUCUUUUUCCAAGAUCAAUCACCAAUUUUACAAUGGGAUGAUGAUCUUUUCUUCAAUAAUCCAUGGUUUGAUGAUGAUCAAUCACCAAUACCAUAUAACUCAGAGAAAGAUGAAAAUCAUCAAAUAUUUGAAGAAUCCUCAGACAAUACAAUUAUAUCAAAAGGAAGCACUAGCCAUGGUCAAGAAUUAGAAGAGGUAACAUCCCAAGAAGAAAAAGAAAAAGAAAAAGAAGAAGAAGAAGAAAAGCAUUAUAUAGGAGUUAGAAAAAGGCCAUGGGGUAAAUAUGCAGCAGAAAUAAGAGAUUCAACAAGAAAUGGAAUUAGGGUUUGGUUAGGAACAUUUGAUACAGCUGAAGAAGCUGCUUUAGCUUAUGAUCAAGCUGCAUUAUCAAUGAGAGGUCCUUGGUCUCUUCUUAAUUUUCCAUUGGAAAAAGUUAAGAAAUCACUUGAAAAAAUUGAGUAUUCUUGUAAAGAUGGAUUGUCUCCUGCUGCUGUUCUAAAAGCUACUCAUAAAACAAGGAGAGUGAAGCAUAAGAGAAGUAGUAGAAAGAAAAAGAAUAAAGAAAAUCAUAAUGUUCUUGUUUUUGAGGACUUGGGGGCUGAAUUAUUAGAAGAGCUUUUAAUGACUUCAUUGUAACAUUCGUGUCAAAGGUAUUGGGUUCAGUUUGCUGGAAGAACGGAGAAAUUAGUUCGUCAUAGCAUUCGUGUCGAAGGCACUGAGUUUAGUUUUCCUGAAAGAUUGAAGAAAUUAUCUCUCAUCCGCUUUCGGUUAGUGUUUACUGAUGAGUUAUUAAUUACUCGCUAUCUGACAGAAAAAUAUGACUCGAAGAAUUUCAUCCAUAAAAAAAGCACGGGAAGGAAGACGAUCAGAAUCUCAUGAUCUAUGAGUUUAACUGACCCUUUUAAUCCAGUUCAUAUAAUGUCUUUCUCGGGAGCUAGAGGAAAUGCAAUAAAACUUGCUCUUUUUUAUUUUGUUUUAUUUUUCAAUUCUUGGUUUUUUAGGAAUUGGGAGUUUAGUUUUUAGAACUUUUGAUGGUGCAAUCUCAGAAAUAAUGUUUCGACUUGUUUGUGCAUAUAAAUUUGCCUUUUUUAUUUA